Notolabrus celidotus (New Zealand spotty) is the source of this 5227-nucleotide messenger RNA. It is a transcript of the gene smarcc2, whose product is annotated as SWI/SNF related, matrix associated, actin dependent regulator of chromatin, subfamily c, member 2. Gene Ontology annotation, cellular component: SWI/SNF complex; npBAF complex; nBAF complex. The record is from RefSeq and is a predicted model, not a curated record. Lineage: Eukaryota; Metazoa; Chordata; Actinopteri; Labriformes; Labridae. The transcript is spliced from 26 exons. The coding region runs from base 20 to 3175 and encodes 1051 amino acids. Gene Ontology annotation, molecular function: histone binding; nucleosomal DNA binding. Gene Ontology annotation, biological process: positive regulation of DNA-templated transcription.
UAGUUGUCUGCAGGCAAAGAUGGCGGUGCGGAAGAAAGACGGCGGCCCGAAUGUAAAAUAUUUCGAAGCGUCUGACACCGUUUCUCAGUUUGAUAAUGUCCGCGUCUGGCUGGGAAAGAAUUACAAAAAGUACAUCCAGGCUGAACCCCCUACUAACAAGUCUCUGUCCAGCCUGGUGGUCCAGCUGCUCCAGUUCCAGGAGGAGGUGUUUGGCCGACAUGUCAGCAACCCUCCACUCACAAAGCUGCCGAUGAAAUGUUUCCUAGACUUCAAGUCAGGAGGGGCUCUCUGCCACAUCCUGGCUGCUGCCUACAAGUUCAAGAGUGACCAAGGAUGGCGCAGGUUUGACUUCCAGAAUCCGUCGAGGAUGGACCGAAAUGUGGAGAUGUUCAUGACGAUCGAGAAGUCCUUGGUGCAGAACAACUGCCUGACGAGACCUGUCAUCUACCUGAGCUCUGACAUAGAGCCUAAACUUCUUGGAAAGUUGAAAGACAUCAUCAAAAGACAUCAGGGCUCUGUUACUGAGGACAAGGCCUCCAGCUCCCAUGUUGUUGUCCCUAUUCCCAGCAGUCUGGAGGAAGAGGAGUGGGUGCGUCCUGUGAUGAAAAGAGAUAAACAAGUGCUUCUCCACUGGGGAUAUUUUCCUGACAGUUAUGAUACCUGGAUCCCAGCCAGUGAGGUUGAAGCUGCAGUGGAGGAUCCUCCCAGCCAGGAAAAGCCCAGAAAGGUUCACGCAAAGUGGAUUUUAGACCUGGACCAGUAUAACGAGUGGAUGAACGAGGAGGACUACGAGGUAGGCGAGGGCUGCCCCAAGAGGAAGAGAAUCUCAGCUAAGACCCUGACAGAUGAGGUGACCACGCCUGACGAGCGGAGGGACAAGAAGCCCGGCAGUGCCAAGAAGAGAAAGCGCUCACCGUCGCCCUCCCCGACUCCCCCACCGCAGGAGAGCAAGAAGAAGAAUACUAAAAAAGCCCCAACAACUCCAUACACUAAGUCCAAAAGAGGACAAAGGGAAGAAGAGCAGGAGGAUCUAAGUAAAGACUUGGAUGAAGCGUCACCUAUUCCGGCAUCUGAAGAGGGAAACCCAGCAAAGACAAAUAACACAAAGAAGGACUCUGACUCAACUCCUGUCAAGGGAGGAACAGAUUUGGAGGAGCCAGAGGAUGAGUCCAUGGAAACAACGGGGAAGGAGGAGGAGGAGGGCUCACCCAGUGUGAAGGGUGAACCAGUGAAAGGCUCGGACCUUCACGAGGACAAUGUGACCGAGCAAACUCAUCACAUCAUUAUACCCAGUUACGCUGCCUGGUUUGACUACAACAGUGUUCAUGCCAUUGAGCGCAGAGCCCUGCCAGAGUUCUUCAAUGGGAAGAACAAAUCCAAAACCCCUGAGAUUUACCUGGCGUACAGAAACUUCAUGAUUGACACCUACCGGCUGAACCCACAAGAGUACCUGACCUCCACCGCCUGCCGCAGAAACCUGGCAGGAGACGUGUGUGCAAUCAUGAGAGUCCACGCUUUCCUGGAGCAGUGGGGUCUCAUCAACUACCAGGUUGACUCUGAGAGCCGACCCACACCCAUGGGCCCCCCACCCACCUCUCACUUCCACGUCCUGGCAGACACUCCAUCCAGUCUGGUGCCGCUGCAGCCCAAGACAUCCCAGACCCCUGCUUCCCAGCAGAUGAUGUCCUUCCCUGAUAAAGUGAAGGAUAAACCAGCAGAUCUGCAAAACUUUGGGCUGAGGACUGACAUGUACAGCAAGAAGACUGGCUCAGCAAAGAGCAAGAGUGCCGCCAGUACUAUGAGGGAGUGGACAGAACAAGAAACGCUACUACUACUUGAGGGCCUGGAGAUGUACAAGGACGACUGGAACAAGGUGUCAGAACAUGUGGGCAGCCGCACUCAGGAUGAGUGUAUCCUGCACUUCCUGCGGCUGCCCAUUGAAGACCCUUACCUUGAGGACCACUCCUCGUCCCUGGGGCCGCUGGCCUAUCAGCCGAUACCUUUCAGCCAAGCAGGAAACCCCGUCAUGAGCACAGUGGCCUUCCUCGCAUCUGUGGUCGACCCACGUGUGGCCUCAGCUGCAGCCAAAUCUGCUUUGGAGGAGUUCUCUCGUAUGAAGGAGGAGGUUCCUGCUGCGCUUGUUGAGGCUCAUGUGCGGCGGGUGGAAGAGGCAGCAAGGGUCAGCGGUCGACAGGACCCGCUGUAUGGACUGGAGGGGAGCGGAAUAGCAGGUACCGGGCUGGAAGAGGGAGAAAGACCAGAAGAAGGCAGUGAUGAAAGCAAGAGUGACAGCCAAUCAAGUGAAGACAAGAGGGACGCCAAGGAAAGCAAAGAUGGGCCAGCUGAAGAAGAGGAGAAGCAGGCAGAAAAUGGAAAGAAGGAAGAAGAAAGAGGAAGAGAACAAGAGGGAGAGAGGGAGGCAGAGAAAACAGAAUCCGAGAUGGGUGACGGGGAGAAAGAGAAGGAUGGAAAAGAGGGCACAGAGGAGGGCCAAAGAGAGACAGAGAGUGAAGGAGAAAGGAAGGCGAAGGUGGAACGUGACAUGGGAGAGGGGAACCUGGCCACUGCUGCGGCGUCUGCACUUGCUGCUGCUGCAGUAAAAGCCAAGCAUCUGGCUGCAGUGGAAGAGAGGAAGAUCAAAUCCCUUGUUGCUCUGCUGGUGGAGACCCAAAUGAAGAAGCUGGAGAUCAAACUGCGACACUUUGAAGAACUGGAAACUAUCAUGGACAGAGAGAGGGAGGCUUUGGAGUACCAGCGUCAGCAGCUGCUGGCUGACCGUCAGUCCUUCCACAUGGAGCAGCUGAAAUAUGCUGAGAUGAGGGCCCGCCAGCAGCACUUCCAGCAGAUCCAGCACCAGCAGCACAGUCAGGGGGGUCCUCAUGCCACUCAGGCCCCCUCGGCCCAGCCAGCCCAGGGUCCAACUCAGCAAGCUCCCAGCACACCAGCGCCGCAACCGGCUCCCAGCCCUGCUCCUCCAACCUCUGCAGCCCCGCCUCCUGAGCCCCAGCCGGUUCAGGCUGCUCACACCUCUCCCCCCUGUCCUCCAGGCCAGACCCCAGCGGCCCACUCCAGCUCCAGCUCCAGCUCCAGCUCUGCUCCUGGACUCCACGAGCCCAACGCCCCCCUCCCCGGGGAAACACUCCACCCCUCAGCUCCAGUCCCACCUCCACAGUGAGAAAAAAACCAUCGCCUGAGGAUCUGAAUGACUCUGACCACUUUGAAUCCUGCCUGUAUCAUCUGAAAUGAAGAAGUCAUGAAUUGAAGGAAAAGAACACAUUUUACAUGUUCAACUCUUUUUGUGCAUUUUUUUUUUUUAAAAGACAAUUUGAUGUGAGAAAGAAAAAAACACGUCCAUGUGAAACUGCCUCUACUUUGACUAUCAGUUAAAAAAAAACAAAGAAGUCUCUUUCAAAUUGGUUCGGACUAUGAAGAAAACGAACUUUAACAGAAGCCGUUCACCCUGCGUGGUCAUUUUGACAGAAACAUCUCACUGAUUUGAAGCUCGACACCAGAGACCUGGUGACCUCAGAGGGUCUUUAAAACAUGCUGGCACUUAAGAAGAAGAAGAGAAAAGACUCAUCUCUUACUUUCAGUAUUCUGGAAAAUGUUGCAUUUAUUUCCUGCAGUUGUUUAUCAGCUUGUGAAGUUUUAUGCUUUAUAAUCUCUCCUUCCCCUUUGUACUGUAGGUACUGAUGAAAAAAAUGCACUUUUAACCUCGGUCUCAUUGAAAGACUUGAAGCAUCCAUGAAAUCAAACUCUAGCACUUAUAUUGUCCUUUAACUUGUCUUAAAUAGUUUUCCAUACUGAAGGUUUUGGAAACUUGAUUGGGAAUAUUAAUUUUUCCUCCUUAUUGUAUUACAUGGGCGGAUGGUCACUCUACAGGGUCAGACCAGAAGGUCACAUGUCUAAAACCAACUUCUUUCUCCAGAGAAGUGAGAAGAAUGUGUAAUGAGAAUUAAAAGCCAGUUAGAAAUAAGAAAAAAAGCUGGUCUGAUUGCAGAAGAAAACAUGUACUGUAAACUGGAGUUUCUGUUACAAACAAGCUUUUUGUUGCCCUUCAAUGACUGUAUUUAAAAGUACUGACAGCAUGAGGCCAUCCUGAAGAUCUCUCUUCAACUGUAUCUCCAAAAUGUCCCCAUUUCAACAGCACUUCAAGAAAAACAUGAGGCGCUUCAUGUUUCGCAGAUCUGGAUGAAUUUCAAGCAUUCCAGGUUGUAGUUUUGUGAAGAAUGUAGUUUUGUUCAGAAGGAGCGAAUGAAAAAAAAAGAAUUGAGAUUAUUAUCCUACCAGCGACCGUGAACAGUUUGUGUUUUAUUCAAUAUCUGUGUUUACUGCUAAACCAAAAUGUUUUUAUAGUCAUGUUUAUCUCACAUUUAUUCAGUGAGUUUUAUUACGGUUGCUUGGGAAAUACAGAGGAUUAGUGUUCAAGCAGCUUGUUUUUCAUCGGUGCAUUUCAAGUGACAUGUAGAGGAAAUGUUAACGCUGUCAGAAAACAAGGGAGCUUGCACCUUAAACAGCUGACAACGGAUGAAUUGUGUCCUUAAUAUCGGCAACAGUAUCCUCAUUUUUUAUCCUAUCAAUUUUUGUAUUUUUUACUGUCUGUUUUCCAUCUUCUUUAUUUGAUAUGUCAACAUUGUAACUGUAUUAUUACCUUUGUAGCCUAUAUUUACCCCCCUCCACUGUUGUGUAUGAUGCAGGCAGGUCAGCUGGAGCUGCCUGAGGUGUGACUGUGAGCAUGUGUGUAUGUGGACGCAUGCCAUUCAGAUCUGUAAACAUCAUUACCGUUCAGUUUUAUUUUCAAUGCCAUUUGCUGUCUGUUACAAAGUUUGAAGAAUUGAAAAAAACCCUGCGUUGUUCUGCACACGGCACAUCACGGCAGUGUCAUGAAAUAUAAUCCAGUCAGAUGAUGAAACUUUAACGUCCGUCAAGCCAGUAUUGCAGAGCUCACCACGGCUGUGAGAAGAAAUGGACUUCUUUUAUCUGUGUUAUUACUACAUUGUGUGGAUUUUGUGGUAUGAAAUAAGUGUGUGUUCAGUUUCUGUAUGUUUUUCACUAUGCUGGAGGUAGCAGCAGUUACAUUAUUAUACAGUAGAAGUCAAUUUUCCUCAGUAAAUCAUCACAUUAGUGCUGACAGAUACUCUGGCAGUUUGUAUUAAAAAUGAUGAGGCAAAGAGGUUCAGGUUUUAAUUAAAACAUGUUCGGGGAAAAAAUAAAGAUUUGAAGAGGA